AUGGAUUGGCACAGUGGAAGCAGAAAUGGAUUCAAGGGUAACAAUCGUCAGGUUGGGGCAGGGCCGGCCUUGAAGAGGUCAUUUGAGGUCGAGGAGGUAGAGACGCCCAAUUCCACGCCACCCCGGAGGGUGCAGCCGCCCCUCCUUCGAGCCACAGUGGCUGGCUCCACCCAGAAGUUCCAGGACCUGGGGGUGAAGGGCUUGGAGCAGACUCGCCAUGUAGACUCCUACAGUCAACGAUCCCCCAAGGCUGCCCUGCGGAGGGUCGAGCUCCCGGGGUCCAAGACGGCCGAGCCUGUGUCCAGACGCACCGAGCUCUCCAUCGACAUCUCAUCCAAGCAGGUGGAAACCACUCCUGGGCCGGCCCGCUUCGGGCUCAAGCGGGCUGAGGCGCUGGGCCACAAGACGCCUGAGCCGGCCCCUCGCAGGACGGAGAUCACGCUAGUCAAGUCUCAGGAGGCAGCCCACCGGCGGAUGGAGCCCCCAGCCUCCAAGGCCCUCGAGGUGCCCACCGUCCCUGCUGCCGACGCUGCCCCCAAGAGGGUGGAGAUCCAGGUGCCCAAGCCAGCGGAGGUGCCCGCCGCCCCCACGCCCUUCCAGCCCCUGGAGAAUUCGGAACCCAACUUGGGCUCUCAGCUGCAGAGCCGUCUGGAGUCCAGACCCUUGCCCACUGCGGUGGAGACCCCGCCCCGGAGCCUGGAGUCCUCCGAGGUGGCUCCAGGCAGCACUGGCGACAUGGCCGACACCCCCAGGGACACUGGGCUCAAGGCCCCCGCACCACGGAAUGAGAAGGCGCCCGUGGACUUUGGCUACGUGGGCAUCGACUCGAUCCUGGAGCAGAUGCGUAGGAAGGCCAUGAAGCAGGGCUUUGAGUUCAACAUCAUGGUGGUUGGGCAGAGUGGCUUGGGGAAAUCCACCUUAAUCAACACCCUCUUCAAAUCCAAAAUCAGCCGGAAAUCAGUUCAGCCCAGCUCAGAAGAGCGCAUCCCGAAAACCAUCGAGAUCAAAUCCAUCACACAUGAUAUCGAAGAGAAGGGUGUCCAGAUGAAGCUGACAGUGAUUGACACACCAGGGUUCGGGGACCACAUCAACAAUGAGAACUGUUGGCAGCCCAUUAUGAAGUUCAUCAAUGACCAGUAUGAAAAGUACCUUCAGGAGGAACUCAACAUCAACCGGAAGAAGCGAAUACCUGACACUCGUGUACACUGCUGCCUGUACUUCAUCCCUGCCACCGGCCACUCUCUCAGGCCGCUGGACAUCGAGUUCAUGAAGCGUCUGAGCAAAGUGGUCAACAUUGUCCCGGUCAUUGCCAAGGCUGACACGCUGACCCUGGAGGAGAGGGUCUACUUCAAACAGCGGAUCACAGCGGAUCUGCUGUCCAAUGGCAUCGAAGUGUACCCCCAAAAGGAGUUUGAUGAGGACUCAGAAGACAGGCUGGUGAACGAGAAGUUCCGUGAGAUGAUUCCGUUUGCUGUAGUGGGCAGUGACCAUGAGUACCAAGUCAAUGGGAAGAGGAUCCUGGGACGAAAGACCAAAUGGGGCACUAUUGAAGUGGAGAAUACUACACACUGUGAGUUUGCCUACCUGCGGGAUCUACUCAUCAGGACACACAUGCAAAACAUCAAGGACAUCACCAGCAGCAUCCACUUCGAAGCGUACCGGGUGAAACGUCUUAACGAGGGCAACAGUGUCAUGUCCAAUGGCGUGGAGGGCGACGGGCCGGAAGGCCAGGAGAUGUAG
Molecule: messenger RNA, 1740 nt
Organism: Chrysochloris asiatica (Cape golden mole)
Lineage: Eukaryota; Metazoa; Chordata; Mammalia; Afrosoricida; Chrysochloridae
Gene: SEPTIN9
Product: septin 9
Exons: 11
Coding region: 1-1740 (579 amino acids)
Biological process (GO): cytoskeleton-dependent cytokinesis
Cellular component (GO): septin ring; microtubule cytoskeleton; cell division site
Molecular function (GO): GTP binding; GTPase activity; molecular adaptor activity
Source: RefSeq, a predicted model, not a curated record